This is a messenger RNA of Cephus cinctus (wheat stem sawfly), 1029 nucleotides long. Its product is annotated as ankyrin repeat domain-containing protein 40. The record is from RefSeq and is a predicted model, not a curated record. Bases 167 to 952 code for a protein of 261 amino acids. Gene Ontology annotation, molecular function: protein binding. NCBI's taxonomy places the organism in Eukaryota, Metazoa, Arthropoda, Insecta, Hymenoptera, Cephidae. The transcript has 3 exons.
AUUGUCCGCAGCACAAUAGCAACAAGAAAGUAUCGCGACACGGCCAGAUGCUAGUUCAAUUUCAACGGUUCAAGUAACCGUUAAAUGGUACGAAUGGCAACUCCUUUCAACAAUGAGAUAACGCUGACAUGCGUUUUCUCAAUUAUUUGACAAUCUUCAGUUCAAUAUGGAACUGAACAGAGAUUUGGAGCAGCGGUUACGAGAAGCAGCUUGUGUUGGGGAUACACUCGCUGUUCAGGAACUGUUGCGAAUGAAUGUGGAUAUUAAUGCGAAACAUGCAAUUAAUGGAUGGACGGCCUUACAUUGGGCUUGUAAAAGAGGACAUCUUAAUGUCGCAGUUAUGCUUUUAAUGAAUGGAGCAGAUAAGAGUAUUCCUGCAGUUAGUGGUGAGACACCGGAAUCUGUUUGUACGAAUACGCAAAUUCUGGAACUCCUGGGUGCUUCUACUGAUAAACUAGAAAAUGUGAAAGAAGUCACCACACCAGGAUUUGUGCCCAAUUAUAUUAAAAAUCCUCCAUUGACUAUUGGUCUUGAAACUAUUUUGUCAGAAAAGAUACCAAGUUAUCAUAAUCAUUCAGGGAAUUCAAGUCAAGAUGAACUGGUGCUUAAGGUGCGAAUCGCAAAUACAUCUGACCCUGACUUUAUUGAAAUCGAUCUACCAAAAAACAAUCUGACUCUGGAAAGUUUAUUAAAAAUUUCUUGUGAAGAGUUAGCAGUGGAUCCUGGACAAGUGCAUAAAUUAAGGAAGUUGCCAAAUACAAAAUUACGUAGAGACAAAGACGUUGAACGCCUUGAAAAUUUGCAAGAAAUUGAACUUGUUAUUGAUGCUUUGUAUACUGAGCUAUACACACCAAAUAUCAAUAAUGUAACACCAGUUCAAUCUACAAAUGCAAUUAUUCCAGCAAAUAGUUACCAAAGUAUAUCAAAGAAAGAUCAAACAAUUUUAUAUUAAACAUAUUUCAACUAUGCCUAAAACAGGGUUAGUGAUGAUUGACAAAAUGAUUUAAUAAAACUUUUUAUUAAAAAAAA